This is a messenger RNA of Clarias gariepinus (North African catfish), 1187 nucleotides long. RefSeq names its product solute carrier family 25 member 33 (gene slc25a33). Gene Ontology annotation, cellular component: mitochondrion. Gene Ontology annotation, molecular function: pyrimidine nucleotide transmembrane transporter activity. Lineage: Eukaryota; Metazoa; Chordata; Actinopteri; Siluriformes; Clariidae. The record is from RefSeq and is a predicted model, not a curated record. Gene Ontology annotation, biological process: pyrimidine nucleotide import into mitochondrion. The transcript has 7 exons. The coding region runs from base 181 to 1125 and encodes 314 amino acids.
GAGGAAAAACCCCGCUUAUAUAGUGCACUCAGUGUUUGUCACGCUACUGCGGUGUCCUUAGAUGUUGCGCACGCCGCACUAGCGCUAUAAAGUAGCCGGCUCAGCUGGUUGAGGCCGGUUUUCGAUCCUGCUGCUGCAUUUUAGCGUCUUUUAAAUUACCGUGUAAAAUGAGAGUGUGAGAUGGCGCAGAAAGACACGUUAUUACAUCUCUUUGCCGGGGGAUGUGGUGGUACAGUGGGUGCCAUUGUGACCUGCCCACUAGAGGUAAUAAAGACGAGACUACAAUCAUCAGGUAUCACACUCAGACCGGUGUUUCAUGUGCAACUUGGUACUGUCAGCGGGACUGGCGUUAUUAGACCGGGACCAGUAACGCCUAGCGUCUUGCAGGUCCUACGGUCAAUUUUGGAAAAAGAAGGGCCAAGUUCACUGUUCCGAGGACUGGGUCCAAAUCUGGUUGGCGUUGCUCCAUCAAGGGCAAUAUAUUUUGCAGCCUACUCGAAGUCAAAAGAGACCUUCAAUGGCAUAUUUGUGCCAAACAGUGGAGCAGUGCACAUGUCUUCAGCUGGGAUUGCAGCAUUUGUAACAAAUUCCUUGAUGAACCCUGUCUGGAUGGUCAAAACCAGGAUGCAGCUUGAAAAGAAGGCACGAGGAGAGAAGAAGAUGAACGCAUUACAGUGCGCACGCUACGUAUACAGGACGGAAGGUAUACGAGGCUUUUACCGGGGCCUCACUGCGUCGUAUGCUGGAAUCUCAGAGACCAUGAUUUGCUUCCUUAUCUACGAGACACUGAAGAAACACAUGGCAGAAAGUCGACUCGUGUCAACCAACAGCAAUGGAGAAAAAAGAGCCUCUGACUUCCUGAGCCUUAUGCUAGCAGCUGCUUUUGCUAAAGGCUGUGCCUCCUGCAUAGCAUAUCCACAUGAGGUUAUUCGGACGAGGUUGAGAGAAGAAGGCAGCAAAUAUAAAUACUUUUUCCAAACGGGUCGCCUGGUGGCAAUGGAGGAAGGCUAUGCUGCUUUUUACAGAGGACUCAUUCCACAGCUUAUUAGGCAAAUUCCAAACACAGCUAUAGUGCUUUCCACCUAUGAGCUCAUCGUCUACCUGUUGGGGCAGCCCUCCAAAUGAAGAACAGCAAAACUUGCACAAAGAGACUUUUGGACCUGCAAUUAAACAUGGGGAAAAUGAAA